AUGCGCAAUUGAAAACUAGCUUAUUAACUUUGAUUUAAUCAGUUGCCGGCCGAUCGCGGUCCACUGCAGUUAGAGAACCAAACAACUCAAUGGCAAUGUUCCAAAUGAUUUCGCUGCUUAUAUUUAUUCUCACUAGCAGCCUUGUCGGCAGUCAAACCCCCGACCCAGCCGCCCAACUUGCUUGCACUAAAUUCAAACAGCAUGUUUUCGAGGAACGCGUUGCGAUAAGCUUCUUUUUUGCCGAUGCACCGGUUACUUAUGAGACAGUUGAUUCCUGUCAUGGGUCAAGACCACUGAUUGUGGAUGGCACACCGGCGGAACCCAAGGAAUUUCCGCAUGCAGCUCGCCUCGGCCACCGGGAUGCUAACAACAAAACGAAAUGGUUUUGUGGGGGAACCUUAAUUAGCAAUCGCCUCGUGCUUACUGCCGCCCACUGCUUUUACUCCGAACAUGGUGCGGUCAAUGUUGUGCGUUUGGGUGAGCUGGAGUUUGACACCGAUCAAGAUGAUGCCGAGCCGGAGGACUUCGGCGUGCUGGCGUUGAAGCCCCAUCCACAGUAUAAGAACCCUGAACUCUACAAUGACAUCGGCAUCGUAAAGCUUGAUCGGGAAGUCAAGUUCAACCGGUACAAGCAUCCCGCCUGCUUGCCCUUCGAUGAUGGUGAGCAGCACGAAGCCUUCAUUGCCAUCGGAUGGGGUCAGAAGAAGUUCGCCCAGAAGGAGUCCAAGAAGCUGCUGAAGGUUCAGCUGCAAGGCUAUGGCGACCGAUGUGUAAGCAGCACGGAUGCCAAUGACGAACUGCCGAGAGGCUACGAUGCACCAAGCCAACUGUGCAUCGGAUCCAAGGACAACAGGGAUACUUGCAAUGGUGACUCUGGAGGGCCUCUGCUGGUCUACCACAAGGAUUACCCUUGCAUGUACCACGUUAUGGGCAUCACCUCGGCCGGCAUUGGUUGCUCCACCCCCGACAUUCCAAGUCCCUACACGAGGGUCCACUACUACCUCAACUGGAUUAAAGGCGAGCUGGCUAAGCAGACAACAAGAGAAUAAUUUUUUGAGUUUUGUAUGCUUUGUUUUAGGCCUCUAAUAGAUUCUUAGAAAGCCUUAAGUAUGCAAGAUAUUAAUUAAUUAUUGCAUGCAUUUAUCCAAACCGGUUUGGAUCUUAAACUGAGUUUUACAGGUUUUCAUUUUCUGAGAAUUUUUAUCACUCGCCUGUAAUUUUAAAAAGUCGUGGAAAAUGCUCAGUUUUGUAAUGAUUAAAAUUGUUUAUUGCAUUUUAUAUUUUCCUGUUAGAAAUUUAAAAAGAACGAAACUUUUUUCGCAUUGUUUAACAUUGAAUUUCUGCUUGCAUAACACAUGAGCAUUGAAUAAAAUACAUAAAGUA
This is a messenger RNA of Drosophila ficusphila, 1383 nucleotides long. Its product is annotated as serine protease snake. Gene Ontology annotation, biological process: proteolysis. The record is from RefSeq and is a predicted model, not a curated record. NCBI's taxonomy places the organism in Eukaryota, Metazoa, Arthropoda, Insecta, Diptera, Drosophilidae. Bases 90 to 1049 code for a protein of 319 amino acids. The transcript is spliced from 3 exons. Gene Ontology annotation, molecular function: serine-type endopeptidase activity.